GCACUUAUAAACGCUUUAAGAACCGAUUAAAGUUUUUGGUGUGGGAAAACACAAAAUCAAACCAAAGCAGGUUUAAAAAAUCUUGACAUUAAUUUGGAGCGUAUGGCCCGGACGUUUAUUGAAUGCUAAGAGGUCUAAUUAUUUAAAACAUGAAUUCUAAUCGGAUAGUGAAUGCUUGUUUCAAAUGGAAAAAUUUCAAAGUAGAAUUGAAGGAGUGUGAAAACUGUAAUUCUGUUAAGAAUUAGCGGCCUUCGCUUCCACGCUAGGCGCCCCAUGGAAUUGGAGAGUCACCGGCACACUUGCUUGAAGCUGGAAAUUCCGAGCAGAGGCGAGCAGGAACCCGGACAUUUCGAACGCAUCUUCGUCAAAGGCACCUGGUUCACAUCUCGCUUCGACCUCUCCAUCACCAAUGGCCUCGACGCUUGGACAUGCAGUGCUUCGGAGGAGGAGAUUCAAGAGAGAGCGUCUCAGUGGGACCAGCCGGUUCCGGAAUACAUUGAAAUGGCGGAGAAGUACUUAGGGUUUCAACAACCCGGUUCGGUUUAUGGGUUCUCUGAUGCCGGUUCUGGCCACAGAAGACUUUCAUGGACAUUUGAGAAAGCAGGAACAAAGCUGGAGUGGCGGUGGAAAUGCCAACCAUCAUCCAAUAACAAGAACACUACAGCUGACAUCUUGGACUUUCUCAUGGAUUCCAACAUACAACUGAGUGAGGAAGUUCUCGACAAAACACAGGCAUUCGAGAGUCUACAAUCUGAAGCCGAAAAAUGCUUAUCUCAAAGUGAGAGGCUUGUCAAAGAGAAGGAAGAAUUUGAAAAUGCUUUAUAUGCAAAGUUUGUUGGAGUAUUGAAUUCAAAGAAAGAAAAACUGAGAGAGCUUCGUGAUAGACUUCAAAACGAACCAUCCGGUAAGGGAGCACAAGAGGAAGAUGAUGAAGAAGAAAGGACGAGUGACACAACGGAGACGUUUGACGAGGAUGAAAGUAAUGAAGAAAGAAGUGAAGAUGAAGCAGUGGACAUGGAUGCUGCUGGCUCCUCCAAAGAUACUACAACCAGAAAGGGCCGUCAUUGAAUUGGUAGAAUGUAGAAACAACCAUUGGACUCUACUUGCAACUAGUAGCUUUCUGCGAUACCAUAUUCACCACAAGGCUAUUGUGAUUUGUAUCUUUUCUUGUAAAGUGUCCAUAUAUAUAAUCCUUCUGUGGCUCCAGCCUAUUAUAAGAUUCUCGCUUUGGUUUGGCUUAUUAAUGGCUGUGGAGUUUCAUGGUUGCGAUUUUAGAUUUAUUUGGGGAGAAGAGAAGUGAUAUGAAUUACACAGUAUUUCUUAACAGUUAAAAAUAGAGUAGAACCCAAUAAGAGGGAGUACAUAUCAAAUUAUUAAUAAUCAUGCAUAUUGUGUAAAGAGAGAACCUGUACCUUAACUGGGUAAAUUGGUUUCGGUUCCGAAUUGGCAUCUAGCUCAAUUUUAGCUCCUUUUUAAAGAUGAAGUAUAAAAA
Messenger RNA from Cuscuta epithymum, 1492 nucleotides. Lineage: Eukaryota; Viridiplantae; Streptophyta; Magnoliopsida; Solanales; Convolvulaceae. The record is from the annotation of a GenBank genome assembly.